Molecule: messenger RNA, 561 nt
Organism: Adineta ricciae
Lineage: Eukaryota; Metazoa; Rotifera; Eurotatoria; Adinetida; Adinetidae
Source: the annotation of a GenBank genome assembly
AUGGGUCAACGGGUAUCGAAAACAGAUUUAACUCCGGAUGAAGUUGAGUAUCUAUCCAAUGCACUUGAUUUAACAUCUGAAGAAAUCAUGCGUUGGUAUGGUCAGUUCAUGCACGAUUGUCCGAAUGGUAAACUUGAUCGCGAGAGUUUUCAUCGGUUCUACAAAUUGUUACAUCAGGGCGAACCACGCCAGCUAGAUUUCGUUGCUGAUUGCGUAUUCAACACAUUCGACUUCGACAAAUCCGGUUAUUUGUCAUUCGGAGAAUUUCUUAUUGCUUAUAUAUUCUCAUCUUGCAAAGACUACCAGCGUAAACUGAAUUUUGCUUUUCAACUAUACGACACGAAUCAGAAUAACAUCAUGGAAUAUUCCGAAUUGGUCUACGCGAUCGGAAAGAUGCAUGAACUACGUGGCUUGGAAUCGAAAAAUAUCCAAGGUCUAGCUAAAGAAAUCUUCGAUCGAUUGGAUCGAAAUGUCAAAGACGGCCGUAUUACUCAAGAAGAAUUCGUUCUCGGCUGUUUAUUCAAUCCAACAAUUGCUCCCUUACUUGAACCAUUUGUUUAA